Molecule: messenger RNA, 9189 nt
Organism: Ylistrum balloti
Lineage: Eukaryota; Metazoa; Mollusca; Bivalvia; Pectinida; Pectinidae
Product: mucin-17-like
Exons: 34
Coding region: 1-9189 (3062 amino acids)
Biological process (GO): homophilic cell-cell adhesion
Cellular component (GO): plasma membrane
Source: RefSeq, a predicted model, not a curated record
AUGUUCGAGUUCCAGAGACGUUUGUGUGAUGACCGUUCCGGGUUCCCGAGACAAUUAUAUGGUGCGAUGUUCCUCUGGUUUAAGAUAAUACCCUCAAAAGGGCUGAUUUAUGAAAUACGGCUAGUUAGCAAGAUGGAGAGGCGUCACAGUCAUGAUGACGAUAUAGAUUACACCUACGACAAUGCUUACAGAGGAUAUCAGUACUCCGACUACAACACUCCGGACAACCAUGGUUAUGAAAACACUCUGAAAGAAUCUGCCAUAAGAUCGUGGAAUCCUUUGAACUAUCUCGACUUUUAUAACCAUGACAACUUCCACAACACGCGCGGAACCUGGAGAUCAAGGUCGGAUGAAAAUAUCAAGGACUCUAGCAGUGGGUCGUUCCGGAGACUCCUCAUCGGUGUUGUUAUGGCGAUUGUCUGCAUACUCAUCAUUAUCGGAGUGACUAUCGGGUUGCUGGUUUCCUCAAGUGAUUCAUCUUCAGCAAUGCCUAACACUGACCAACCUGAAGCUACGACAACUACCAGUACAACAACUUCUACCCCGGAAGCUACGACAACUACAACUCCAACAAGUACUACCAAUGAACCUACGACAGCAACUGCGAUAACUACUACCCCGGAAGCUACGACAACUACAACUCCAACAAGUACUACCAAUGAACCUACGACAGCAACUGCGAUAACUACUACCCCAGAACCUACGACAACUACAACUCCAACAACUACUGCCCCAGAACCUACGACAACUAUAACUCCAACAACUACUGCCCCAGAACCUACGACAACUACAACUCCAACAACUACUACCCCAGAAGCUACGACAACUACAACUCCAACAACUACUACCCCAGAUAUUACGACAACUUCCACUCCAACAACUACUACCCCGGAAGCUACGACAACUACCAGUACAACAACUAUUACCCAGGAACCUACGACAACUACCAGUACAACAACUACUACCCGAGAACCUACGACAACUACAACUACAACAACUACUACCCAGGAACCUACGACAAUUACAACUCCAACAACUACUACCCCAGAACCUACGACAACUACCAGUACAACAACUACUGCCCCAGAACCUACGACAACUACAACUCCAACAACUACUGCCCCAGAACCUACGACAACUACAACUCCAACAACUACUACCCCAGAUAUUACGACAACUUCCACUCCAACAACUACUACCCCGGAAGCUACGACAACUACCAGUACAACAACUAUUACCCAGGAACCUACGACAACUACCAGUACAACAACUACUACCCGAGAACCUACGACAACUACAACUACAACUACAACAACUGCUACCCCAGAACCUGCUACAACUACAACUCCAACAACUACAACUACCCCAGAAGCUACGACAACUACAACUCCAACAAGUACUACCAAUGAACCUACGACAGCAACUGCGAUAACUACUACCCCGGAAGCUACGACAACUACAACUCCAACAAGUACUACCAAUGAACCUACGACAGCAACUGCGAUAACUACUACCCGAGAACCUACAACAACUACAACUCCAACAACUACUGCCCCAGAACCUACGAUAACUACAACUCCAACAACUACAACCCCAGAACCUACGAUAACUACAACUCCAACAACUACAACCCCAGAACCUACGAUAACUACAACUCCAACAACUACUACCAAUGAACUUACGACAGCAACUGCGAUAACUACUACCCCAGAUAUUACGACAACUUCCACUCCAACAACUACUACCCCGGAAGCUACGACAACUACCAGUACAACAACUACUACCCAAGAACCUACGACAACUGCAUUUUCAACAACUACUACCCCAGAACCUACGAUAACUACAACUCCAACAACUACUACCAAUGAACUAACGACAGCAACUGCGAUAACUACUACCCCGGAAGCUACGACAACUACCAGUACAACAACUACUACCCAGGAACCUACGACAACUGCAUUUUCAACAACUACUGCCCCAGAGACUACGACAACUACAACUCCAACAACUACUGCCCCAGAACCUACGACAACUACAACUCCAACAACUACUACCAAUGAACUAACGACAGCAACUGCGAUAACUACUACCCCGGAAGCUACGACAACUACCAGUACAACAACUACUACCCAGGAACCUACGACAACUGCAUUUUCAACAACUACUACCCCAGAACCUACGACAACUACAACUCCAUCAACUACUACCCCAGAACCUACGAUAACUACAACUCCAACAACUACUACCCAAGAACCAACGACAACUACAACUCCAACAACUACUGCCCCAGAACCUACGACAACUACAACUCCAUCAACUACUACCCCAGAACCUACGAUAACUACAACUCCAACAACUACUACCCAAGAACCUACGACAACUACAACUCCAACAACUACUGCCCCAGAACCUACGACAACUACAACUCCAUCAACUACUACCCCAGAACCUACGACAACUACAACUCCAACAACUACUACCCAAGAACCAACGACAACUACAACUCCAACAACUACUACCCCAGAACCUACGAUAACUACAACUCCAACAACUACUACCAAUGAACUUACGACAGCAACUGCGAUAACUACUACCCCAGAUAUUACGACAACUACCACUACAACAACUACUACCCCAGAGACUACGACAACUUCCACUCCAACAACUACUGCCCUGGAAGCUACGACAACUACCAAACCUACGACAGCUUCCACUCCAACAACUACUGCCCCAGAACCUACGACAACUACAACUACAACAACUACUACCCCAGAUAUUACGACAACUACCACUCCAACAACUACUGCCCCAGACCUUACGGCAACUACCACUACAACAACUACUACCCCGGAAUCUACGACAACUACCAGUGCAACAACUACUACCCAGGAACCUACGACAACUGCAUUUUCAACAACUACUACCCCAGAACCUACAACAACUACUGCCCCAGAACCUACGACAACUACAACUCCAACAACUACUGCCCCAGAACCUACGACAACUACAACUCCAACAACUACUACCAAUGAAUUUACGACAGCAAUUGCGAUAACUACUACCCCAGAUAUUACGACAACUACCACUCCAACAACUACUAACCCAGAAGCUACGACAACUACAACUACAACAACUACUACCCCAGAAGCUACGACAACUACCAGUACAACAACUACUACCCAGGAACCUACGAAAACUACAACUACAACAACUACUACCCAGGAACCUACGACAACUACAACUCCAACAACUACUACCAAUGAAUUUACGACAGCAACUCCAACAACUACUACCCCAGAACCAACGACAACUACAACUCCAACAACUACUACCCCAGAACCUACGACAACUACCACUACAACAACUACUACUCCAGAACCUACGACAACUACAACUCCAACAACUACUACCCAAGAACCUACGACAACUACAACUCCAACAACUACUACCCCGGAAGCUACGACAAUUACAACUCCAACAACUACUACCCCAGAGCCUACAAUAACUACAACUCCAACAACUACUACCCCAGAAGCUACGACAACUACAACUACAACAACUACUACUCCAGAACCUACGACAACUACAACUCCAACAACUACUGCCCCAGAACCUACGACAACUACAGCUAGAACAUCUACUACCCCGGAAGCUACGACAACUACCAAUACAACAACUACUACCCAGGGACCUGCGACAGCUACAACUCCAACAACUACUGCCCCAGAACCUACGACAACUACCAGUACAACAACUUCUACUCCAGAACUUACGACAACUACAACUCCAACAACUACUACCCCAGAAACUACGACAACUACAACUACAACAACUUCUUCCGCCGAAACCUCUACGCUGACAGAUAUUCCAACAGUGACGGUUCUUGUCCGGAAUAUAACAGCAAUUGCUGGUGACAAUGUGACGCUAGCCUGUAACGUGACCGGAACGCCUAUUGUGACUGAUGUGUUCUGGCAGAGAAUAGUCAGUGGGGGCGAGAUCGAGACACUGGUGGUCGAUGGUGUCCGUUACACGGGCGUGACCCCAGGUGACCCUUCUCUAAGAAUAAUCAGCGUAGCGAUAUCAGACAGUGCUGUAUAUAUCUGUAAAGCCAACAACAGUGUUGGAACUGGAAGUAGCAACCUCAUCACUCUUGAGAUAGAAGGUGUUCCCAUCGCUACAAUUCCUAAUACAUUUGUAUCUGGGGAUCUCGGAUUCAAUGUGACUUUGACGUGUAACGUCACUGGAAACCCCCCGCCUGUUGAUGUAUACUGGCAGAUGAAAGUCAACGAGACAGAACUUAGAACGAUAUUGGUUGAUGAAUCCGACUACAGUGGAGUGACCCUGAAUGAUGCUUCUCUCAUCAUUAUCAAAGCUAGUUUUGACGACAGCGCCGUUUACAUCUGUAAUGCAAACAAUAGUUUAGGGACCGGAAGUAGUUUACCGAUAACUCUUAACGUCUCAGCUGUUGCUGUGAACUACAAUGCAAGCCUGUCAUUAAAUGAAACAUUUAAUCCCGAGUUACUCAACACAAGCAGUCAAACGUUUAGAGAUAAGGCAGAAGAGUUUUCUAAUGCGAUGGACAGCACAGUUCUAAGUUCAAUAAAUGGCACACUGACGCAGGUGAUAAGUUUCAGUAAUGGAAGCAGCACGAUUGUCGAUUUUGUCAUCUGGUUCACCAGUAAUUUGUUAACGAGAAGUAAUACUACAGUUGUGCUGGAUGAGAGUAUAAUCUGGACCGUGAUUGCAGAUUCUCUGCAGACCAUCAGAAAUCAGUCAAACACUCCAACAAUCAUAUCAUCGAUAAUUUUAGAAUCUGUCCAAGGAAUCGUAAAAAUCUUUGAUAUGUUUUCGAAUAUGAGUGACAUUCUCCCCCGAAAAUCAUUCAUCCAUACAUUAUUUGUAUUAGCUGCCUAUUCGUCAGAUGUCCACACUCCAAGGACUAUAUACAGUCCUAACUUUCCACAAAACUACAACAACCAUGACAAUGUUCUGUGGAUUAAAGAAGUAGAUCCUGGAUAUUACAUAACUGUAACUUUCAUGGUUUUUAAAGUUGAAAAUGGCUUCGAUAAGCUGAGGAUAUAUGAUGGAUAUAAUACGUCUGCACCACUGAUUUCAAGUUUGUCCGGACAUAGUCUUCCUCAUCCUGUAUCAUCCACAGGCAGUGUAAUGUUGCUACAUUUUACAAGUGAUUAUUCAAUCGUCUACCAAGGGUUUUUUGCCACGUAUGCUGCUGUAGUAAAAAAUAUUCCAACAGUGACGGUUCUUGUCCGGAAUAUAACAGCAAUUGCUGGUGACAAUGUGACGCUAGCCUGUAACGUGACCGGGACGCCUAUUGUGACUGAUGUGUUCUGGCAGAGAAUAGUCAGUGGGGGCGAGAUCGAGACACUGGUGGUCGAUGGUGUCCGUUACACGGGCGUGACCCCAGGUGACCCUUCUCUAAGAAUAAUCAGCGUAGCGAUAUCAGACAGUGCUGUAUAUAUCUGUAAAGCCAACAACAGUGUUGGAACUGGAAGUAGCAACCUCAUCACUCUUGAGAUAGAAGAACCUACAACAACUAUAACUCCAACAACUACUACUCCAGAACCUACGACAACUACAACUCCAAAAACUACUACCCCUGAACCUACGACAACUACAGCUAGAACAUCUACUACCCCGGAAGCUACGACAACUACCAAUACAACAACUACUACCCAGGGACCUGCGACAGCUACAACUCCAACAACUACUGCCCCAGAACCUACGACAACUACCAGUACAACAACUUCUACUCCAGAACUUACGACAACUACAACUACAACAACUUCUUCCGCCGAAACCUCUACGCUGACAGAUAUUCCAACAGUGACGGUUCUUGUCCGGAAUAUAACAGCAAUUGCUGGUGACAAUGUGACGCUAGCCUGUAACGUGACCGGAACGCCUAUUGUGACUGAUGUGUUCUGGCAGAGAAUAGUCAGUGGGGGCGAGAUCGAGACACUGGUGGUCGAUGGUGUCCGUUACACGGGCGUGACCCCAGGUGACCCUUCUCUAAGAAUAAUCAGCGUAGCGAUAUCAGACAGUGCUGUAUAUAUCUGUAAAGCCAACAACAGUGUUGGAACUGGAAGUAGCAACCUCAUCACUCUUGAGAUAGAAGGUGUUCCCAUCGCUACAAUUCCUAAUACAUUUGUAUCUGGGGAUCUCGGAUUCAAUGUGACUUUGACGUGUAACGUCACUGGAAACCCCCCGCCUGUUGAUGUAUACUGGCAGAUGAAAGUCAACGAGACAGAACUUAGAACGAUAUUGGUUGAUGAAUCCGACUACAGUGGAGUGACCCUGAAUGAUGCUUCUCUCAUCAUUAUCAAAGCUAGUUUUGACGACAGCGCCGUUUACAUCUGUAAUGCAAACAAUAGUUUAGGGACCGGAAGUAGUUUACCGAUAACUCUUAACGUCUCAGCUGUUGCUGUGAACUACAAUGCAAGCCUGUCAUUAAAUGAAACAUUUAAUCCCGAGUUACUCAACACAAGCAGUCAAACGUUUAGAGAUAAGGCAGAAGAGUUUUCUAAUGCGAUGGACAGCACAGUUCUAAGUUCAAUAAAUGGCACACUGACGCAGGUGAUAAGUUUCAGUAAUGGAAGCAGCACGAUUGUCGAUUUUGUCAUCUGGUUCACCAGUAAUUUGUUAACGAGAAGUAAUACUACAGUUGUGCUGGAUGAGAGUAUAAUCUGGACCGUGAUUGCAGAUUCUCUGCAGACCAUCAGAAAUCAGUCAAACACUCCAACAAUCAUAUCAUCGAUAAUUUUAGAAUCUGUCCAAGGAAUCGUAAAAAUCUUUGAUAUGUUUUCGAAUAUGAGUGACAUUCUCCCCCGAAAAUCAUUCAUCCAUACAUUAUUUGUAUUAGCUGCCUAUUCGUCAGAUGUCCACACUCCAAGGACUAUAUACAGUCCUAACUUUCCACAAAACUACAACAACCAUGACAAUGUUCUGUGGAUUAAAGAAGUAGAUCCUGGAUAUUACAUAACUGUAACUUUCAUGGUUUUUAAAGUUGAAAAUGGCUUCGAUAAGCUGAGGAUAUAUGAUGGAUAUAAUACGUCUGCACCACUGAUUUCAAGUUUGUCCGGACAUAGUCUUCCUCAUCCUGUAUCAUCCACAGGCAGUGUAAUGUUGCUACAUUUUACAAGUGAUUAUUCAAUCGUCUACCAAGGGUUUUUUGCCACGUAUGCUGCUGUAGUAAAAAAUAUUCCAACAGUGACGGUUCUUGUCCGGAAUAUAACAGCAAUUGCUGGUGACAAUGUGACGCUAGCCUGUAACGUGACCGGGACGCCUAUUGUGACUGAUGUGUUCUGGCAGAGAAUAGUCAGUGGGGGCGAGAUCGAGACACUGGUGGUCGAUGGUGUCCGUUACACGGGCGUGACCCCAGGUGACCCUUCUCUAAGAAUAAUCAGCGUAGCGAUAUCAGACAGUGCUGUAUAUAUCUGUAAAGCCAACAACAGUGUUGGAACUGGAAGUAGCAACCUCAUCACUCUUGAGAUAGAAGAACCUACAACAACUAUAACUCCAACAACUACUACUCCAGAACCUACGACAACUACAACUCCAAAAACUACUACCCCUGAACCUACGACAACUACAGCUAGAACAUCUACUACCCCGGAAGCUACGACAACUACCAAUACAACAACUACUACCCAGGGACCUGCGACAGCUACAACUCCAACAACUACUGCCCCAGAACCUACGACAACUACCAGUACAACAACUUCUACUCCAGAACUUACGACAACUACAACUACAACAACUUCUUCCGCCGAAACCUCUACGCUGACAGAUAUUCCAACAGUGACGGUUCUUGUCCGGAAUAUAACAGCAAUUGCUGGUGACAAUGUGACGCUAGCCUGUAACGUGACCGGAACGCCUGUUGUGACUGAUGUGUUCUGGCAGAGAAUAGUCAGUGGGGGCGAGAUCGAGACACUGGUGGUCGAUGGUGUCCGUUACACGGGCGUGACCCCAGGUGACCCUUCUCUAAGAAUAAUCAGCGUAGCGAUAUCAGACAGUGCUGUAUAUAUCUGUAAAGCCAACAACAGUGUUGGAACUGGAAGUAGCAACCUCAUCACUCUUGAGAUAGAAGGUGUUCCCAUCGCUACAAUUCCUAAUACAUUUGUAUCUGGGGAUCUCGGAUUCAAUGUGACUUUGACGUGUAACGUCACUGGAAACCCCCCGCCUGUUGAUGUAUACUGGCAGAUGAAAGUCAACGAGACAGAACUUAGAACGAUAUUGGUUGAUGAAUCCGACUACAGUGGAGUGACCCUGAAUGAUGCUUCUCUCAUCAUUAUCAAAGCUAGUUUUGACGACAGCGCCGUUUACAUCUGUAAUGCAAACAAUAGUUUAGGGACCGGAAGUAGUUUACCGAUAACUCUUAACGUCUCAGCUGUUGCUGUGAACUACAAUGCAAGCCUGUCAUUAAAUGAAACAUUUAAUCCCGAGUUACUCAACACAAGCAGUCAAACGUUUAGAGAUAAGGCAGAAGAGUUUUCUAAUGCGAUGGACAGCACAGUUCUAAGUUCAAUAAAUGGCACACUGACGCAGGUGAUAAGUUUCAGUAAUGGAAGCAGCACGAUUGUCGAUUUUGUCAUCUGGUUCACCAGUAAUUUGUUAACGAGAAGUAAUACUACAGUUGUGCUGGAUGAGAGUAUAAUCUGGACCGUGAUUGCAGAUUCUCUGCAGACCAUCAGAAAUCAGUCAAACACUCCAACAAUCAUAUCAUCGAUAAUUUUAGAAUCUGUCCAAGGAAUCGUAAAAAUCUUUGAUAUGUUUUCGAAUAUGAGUGACAUUCUCCCCCGAAAAUCAUUCAUCCAUACAUUAUUUGUAUUAGCUGCCUAUUCGUCAGAUGUCCACACUCCAAGGACUAUAUACAGUCCUAACUUUCCACAAAACUACAACAACCAUGACAAUGUUCUGUGGAUUAAAGAAGUAGAUCCUGGAUAUUACAUAACUGUAACUUUCAUGGUUUUUAAAGUUGAAAAUGGCUUCGAUAAGCUGAGGAUAUAUGAUGGAUAUAAUACGUCUGCACCACUGAUUUCAAGUUUGUCCGGACAUAGUCUUCCUCAUCCUGUAUCAUCCACAGGCAGUGUAAUGUUGCUACAUUUUACAAGUGAUUAUUCAAUAGUCUACCAAGGGUUUUUUGCCACGUAUGCUGCUGUAGUAAAAAGUUGA